AUGGCAUCCCAGUGGCAAGCAGUGCCAGCAGUUCCACUCUACCCCUUUGGCAUGGAUGGAGGUGACAAAGAGUGCGUCCAGAGAACGGUGGAUUUUAACUGCCCCCUGUUCAAGCCAGAGAUUGGGUUCCCCUUUGGGAAGUCACUGCAGGAUGCUCUCUACUUUACAGAUAACGGGCAGAUCAUUUUCCCACCCACGGACAACUACAUCCCCUCCAACCCCAACCCACCUCCCCAAGGCUUCAGUGGCCAGGAAGGUUUGCCAAUGGUGGCCGCCUUUUGGGACGACGCAGAUUUCUCCCAGGGUGUUGGCACCACCUGGUACCAGGAGUACUCCACCCUCAGCUCUACCCAAAACCCCCUUGUCCGUGACGUGGAAGCAAAGAUUGAGAAAUACCUGAAAACUCCCUACGUAGCAAAAUGGACAUUGAAGGUGACAUGGGAGAAGGCUCCAGCAUACCCAUCCCAGGGAUGCCUUGGGUUUCUCCAGACGAGCACCUACCAGGCAGUCCUCACCACCGAUGGGAACCGUUCCUUCGCUCUGCUGCUUUACCAGGACAGCAGGAUGCGGUGGGACUAUGCCAAGCUGGCUGCGGGCAAUGUGCUGAUCGGCUUCUCCAGCGGUGAUGGCUAUGCCCAAAAUAACGAGCUGACUCAAAAGCCACCAGCUGUCAAAUACCGACCUGAUCAGCACAGCAGCGCCGGCACUGGCCUGGCGGAUGCCUCCGUGAGGAUGCUGCGCACUGUGUCCCCCAGCCCAGCUGGAGCUGGGGUGCGGUGUCUGUAUCAAGAUGGGAGCUUGCUCGAAGGCUGGCAGGAGAGAGCAUGGAGCCUCCCCAUCCACCUCACCACUGGUGCAGCGGGGACCCCAGCACCGCCCAGUGCUCAGCUGCCUUCCUCCACAGACAGGGAGCUGGAGGCAUUUGACUGGUGCUGCCGGCGCGUGGGGAAGCCCCUGUUCUGUGCCAGGUUUGCUGAGAAGAGACCGAGGGUCAGCUGCGAGGGAUACGUGCCACCAACCCCCGCUAGCGCCUUCGGGGACCCCCACAUCACCACCCUGGAUGGACUCACAUACACCUUCAAUGGGCUUGGGGACUUUGUCCUGCUGCUGGCCAGCGAUGCCCAGACCAGCUUCGUGCUGCACGGACGCACGGCCCAGACUGGCACAGCCCAGGCCACCAACUUUGUGGCCUUCGCUGCCCAGUACUUCUCCACCACCACCACCACAACAGUUGAGUGGAACUUGGGGAGCCAGGGUGACAUCCAAGUCCUCCUGAAUGAUGAAUCCAUCCAGUUUUCCUACUCCCAAGACAUGGGAGCUGAGGUGUACUACAGCCUCGGUGUCCUGCUGGUCAAUGCCUCCUCCGUCACAGCUGUCUUCGACGGGGCCAUCGCUGUCUCCAUCUUGGGCACAUCCAGGAUCCUCAGCGCGGUCUGCAGCCUGCCCGAUCGGUACCGCAACAGCACCAAGGGCCUCCUGGGUGUGUGGGACCAUGACCCUGCAGACGACUUCCAGAUGCCAAAUGGUACCAGCAUCCCUGUGAACAGCAGUGAGGAGGAGAUCUACAGCUACGGGAUGACCUGGGCUGUUGGAGAGCACAGCCUGUUUGCUCAGCCUCUGGACUCACCAGUAAUGAACUUCACACCCAUCUUCUUGUCCCGGCUGCAGCAGGAGAAUGAAAGCCAGUACCAGCUGGCAGCCUCACAGUGCCGUGGCAGCAAGGAGUGCAUCUACGAUUCACUGAGCACAGGGGAUGUGGCCCUGGGCCUGGCCACCCAGAGCCUUGCAGCCGACUUCCAGCAGAAGAAGACAGUACUCAAUGCCUUCCCUCCCGUCAUCACCGGUGAUGCGUCGCUCACGGCCUUCAGGACAGAAAGGGUCAGGAGGCAGUACCAUGCUGUGGGGGUGGGAGCACGCUUUGUCCCCCACCUCUCACCAGAGCUCAACAUAUCAGAGAGCGGCACCCUGACGUGGGAGCCCCAUGGCACUGCCCCACUCACCGUCAACCUGGAGGCUGUUGGGUCCAACAACCUCUCCGCCCUCCUCCAGCUCCGCUUCACCCUUUGCAGCUGCAACAGGAGCCAGGAGUGCGACUACAGCGACACCGCCACCCUCGGGGGAUCCUCCCUGCAGCUGGCAGCCUGCAGGUGCGAGGGCGGCUACUCGGGUCCCUUCUGCCAGGACCCUCCGGACCCCUGCGCCCAGGGAUGCUUCCCCGGCGUGGGCUGCGACUCGCACACCGGCUGCGGCCCCUGCCCAGCCGGCCUGACGGGCGAUGGGAGGCACUGUUCAGGUGACGAGGGCUUACCGUGUCCACCAGGAACCCAGGGUGCCUAUGGGACCCCAGCCAAAGUAUUUCUCCUGGUGCCAUGCUGCAUUGCCUUGGCAGAUAUCAACGAGUGCAUGCAGGGGACGGUGUGCCCGGGCAACACCACCUGCACCAACACGGUGGGCAGCUACACCUGCUCCUGCCCGACAAGCGAAGAGGGCGAGGGGCCAGGCUGUGGCUCAGCCUGUGGCUCCCAAUCCUGCCCUGAGGGCUACUGCAGCAACGGGGGACACUGCCACCUGCACCUCAUCACCUGCUCCCCCACCUGCACCUGCCCCCCGCCUUUCACUGAUCAACGCUGCUUGGUUGCGGGGGGGGACUUUCAGCCGCUGCCCAGCACAGCAGAUCUCCCCCGAAGAAGCAUUCAGCUGCGGGUCAGGACUCUGCGAAACGCCACUGCCAGCGAAGUCAAUGGCACCGUCUCAGCCAUCCUGGGCUCCCUGGAGGUAAAGGCUUUCCAGAGCAACACCAACAUCACUCAGACGACAGACAGCGGUGGAUUCACCUUUGCAGUGGUGUCCGAGUUUGCCUAUGACAGCCGCGGCACCGUCAUCCAGUUCCUGAACGAGGAGCUGCCGGGGGCCAUCACUGGUGCCUUCAAUGGGCGGCGGAGGCGGCGGGAGGUGGGCACGCACCUCCUCUUCCAGCGCCUGCGCCGGGACAACAUCACCGACCUGGUGAAGCUGACAGUGGCUGAGCUGAGGCGCUAUUUCCCCUGUGGUCUGUAUGGCUACAAAGGCUACCGGCUCCACUACACAGGGACUGUCGGCUUCAUCUGCAUCUCCCCUUGCAAGAUGGGCUACUGCCAGCAUGGCGGCCAGUGCCAGCACCUGCCCGAGGGGCCCAUGUGCAGCUGCCUCCCCUUCUCCAUCUUCUCCCCCGCUGGCGCCCAGUGUGAGCGGCUGGCCGUCAGCCUCCCCGCCUUCCUUGGCAUCUUGCUGGGAACCCUGGCUCUGCUCUGCCUCCUGCUCGCCACCACCUGCCUGGCCUUGUGCCUCUGCCGCUGGCACCGCCGGCAGCACCAGGGGUGA
This is a messenger RNA of Leptosomus discolor (cuckoo roller), 3360 nucleotides long. The record is from RefSeq and is a predicted model, not a curated record. Lineage: Eukaryota; Metazoa; Chordata; Aves; Leptosomiformes; Leptosomidae.